AUGCGUUCCUCGGUCGUCUUGUCACUUCUGCUUCCAGCCAUCGUAUCUGCAUCUCCAGUCGUAGAUCAGAAAGCACUCAACGCUUUGUUCUGCAAGGUCAACAACUUUGUCAUUCAUCACUGCGCUUGCCAAAGAGCGGUAGCUACUACCUACUGCCCAAAAUUUAUUGGCAUUGUUACAUCGACCAUUUCGAAAACGACGACACAAAUAUUCGCCAGUGCUACGGUCACCGUCACCACAACUAGCACCGGCGGAGCGACCACCACGACCUUGACUAACAAGGAAACAAUCACGACAUACACUACUGUCACUGACACUACUACUUCAACCUGGCUCUCGGCAAUGACACUGACGACUUCCACGGUCACUGCUACUUACCUGAACAGCGCCUACACUGCUGGAGGAGGCGUCGGACCCGUCAAGCGUGCUGUCAAAGCUACCAAGCCAACAUGCACUCCCACUACCUGGUCAACAGCAUACGUGUCUACGGUUUGCUCAUGUCUCUCCAUCCCAACACCAUCGACCACAAGGACUGCCAUAGUGACCCUUGCACAAGGCACAACUACCAUUACAAAUAUCGCAGUAGUGACGCUCAGCAGUACAGCAAUUACGGUCGUCAUCGUCACUUACACAAGUACUGACACGAUAUCGAUAACGACAGUUGGCUCCAGUACAGUGAUAGCGUACGCUACUGCAACUACCAUUGCGUCGGACGGCCCGCAGUGCCGCAAGUACCCCCACUCUUAUAACGCCAAUCUACAAAAUAGUGGUUUCAUCUCAAAUUACUUCAAGGGCGCAACUUCGGAAUUGAACGGCUACCAGGAGUCGGUCAGCUUCCGCACUAGUGGCCUCCAAUUGUAUUUCCCAGACAAGCAGGCGUUUUACGGUGCUGAAUAA
Molecule: messenger RNA, 897 nt
Organism: Macroventuria anomochaeta
Lineage: Eukaryota; Fungi; Ascomycota; Dothideomycetes; Pleosporales; Didymellaceae
Exons: 4
Coding region: 1-897 (298 amino acids)
Source: RefSeq, a predicted model, not a curated record